ACUCUCUGGGGCUCAGGAAAAUAAUCCAAGAACAGUACUUUGAAGAUCUAACGUGAAGCAAUCUCCGCCAUCUAAAAGUUCCAGGAAGAGUGAAAAUCUCGAGUUGGGUUUUCUCAAAGUCACAAGCUUUCGAUUUGGGUUUCAUUGUACGAAGGCAGCUAGAGAUCGUGUGAGAUCUGGUUCCUCAAGCCUCGCAAAAGGGUCUCUCUCUGUGUUCAGUUCUGAAAACAAAAAAAAACUGAAGAGAACAGCAGCAAUGUGGAGUUUGUCGGCGAGUCUACUGUUACCGACAAGGCUCAAACCAGGUUAUUCAGACAAACGGAGCAACUCACUCCUUGUCUCGAAUGGAAGAUCCAAAAGGAAGAACCAAUGCAUUGUUCCCAUGACAAGAUUGUUUGGACCAGCGAUCUUCGAAUCAUCCAAGUUGACAGUAUUGUUUGUAGGGGUUGAUGAGAAGAAGCAUCCACCAACGCUCCCAAGAACUUACACACUCACUCACAGUGACAUUACUGCUAAACUAACUUUAGCUAUCUCUCACUCAAUUAACAACUCUCAGUUGCAAGGGUGGGCAAAUAAGCUAUACAGAGAUGAAGUGGUAGCAGAGUGGAAGCAAGUGAAAGGCAAAAUGUCGCUUCACGUUCACUGUCAUAUCAGCGGUGGACAUAUCCUUUUAGAUUUAUUCGCAAAGUUUCGAUACUACAUCUUUUGCAAAGAGCUACCUGUUGUGUUGAAGGCUAUAGUUCAUGGAGAUGGGAACUUGUUGAACAACUAUCCAGAGUUACAAGAAGCUCCUGUUUGGGUUUAUUUCCAUUCUAAUGUCGAUGAGUUCAACAGAGUCGAAUGUUGGGAAGCUACUUCACCUGAUGAUGGUCACAGGACUCAGUCUCUACCUGAGCCGCCGUGCAAGGAUGAGUGCAGUUGUUGUUUCCCACCGGUUAGCUCUAUUCCGUGGUCACAUAGUCUUAUUAAUGAAGAUGCUAAAGGUUAUUAUGGUGAGGGAAUGUCUACUCCUAAUCCGGAGAAACUCUAAUGAAAAAAAAAAAAUUUUGGUGGUUUGUAAAUUGAAUGAUAUUGAAGAUUAUUCCUUUCGGUGGAUCUAAUAUUGGUUUGGUUUGGUUUGGUGUA
Molecule: messenger RNA, 1125 nt
Organism: Raphanus sativus (radish)
Lineage: Eukaryota; Viridiplantae; Streptophyta; Magnoliopsida; Brassicales; Brassicaceae
Product: magnesium dechelatase SGR1, chloroplastic
Exons: 4
Coding region: 257-1030 (257 amino acids)
Source: RefSeq, a predicted model, not a curated record